Messenger RNA from Peronospora matthiolae, 309 nucleotides. The record is from the annotation of a GenBank genome assembly. Lineage: Eukaryota; Oomycota; Peronosporomycetes; Peronosporales; Peronosporaceae.
AUGGACUCAGGCGGUGGUCAAAGCUUUUUAGAGGAGUGUAUUUUGAACCACCGCGACGUGAAUGGCGUCCGGACGAGUUACCUCGUCCGCUGGCGUGGCUAUCCACCGGCGUGGGACAGCUGGAAGCCUCGUGCUCAGCUAAUGCUUGAUGUCCUUGGUCUCGUCGAGCAAUAUGACGAGACUAACUUGCUGCGUUCGAAUCAGGGCCGUCGGAAAAUGACCUCCCCGACCGCGAGUACAGGGAUUGCAAGGUAUCGUUUCCUUCGGCCAUCUCAGAAGAGACGCGCGUAUUCCAGUAGGGAACAUUAG